UACUUCCUGUAGAAAAUACGUCUGUGUUUUCCUAGUAGAUUAGUUAGAAAAGAAGAAAUAAAAUGUGAAGUUUGCGGUUUUAGCGCAUAUUCUUACUCGAUUCAUUCUCAGUAUAUCUUCAGAAUAUAAAAAGGUGUCUAAAUGGGUGCAUAUUACUGCGCCAUAUGUAGACAGACGACAUUCUCCGGAAAGAAACACAUUUUUGAAAAAAAUCAUCAAAGCAGACUCCGGGUCGUUCUUCUCAAGUUUUUAGAAAAGGUGAAAGAAGCUCGGCGAACUCUUAAAAAGCCCCAGGUGGAAAAGUUUGAUUGCACCCAACACAAGAAGACAUUCUGGUGCUACUGCUGUGAGCUUGAAGUUGAAAGGAAUGUUACAGACGGGAACAUGACCGUGCUUCAUGGAGGACUUUUGGAGCACAUGGCCACCCCAGAACAUAAGAAGAAUACCCACAAGUUCUGGUGGAAAAAUAAAGCUGACCCAAAAUUCAGAGACAAAGUUAUCAUCACAGAGGAAGAAACUGAAAAGUUUAAAGCUGAGGUAACAAAAGUUUUGGAAUCAUUCGUGGAAAAGGAGGAUGAGUUCAUUAAGCAGGAAGCUGACUUCAUCCGGGCUCAGGAGAAGCAACGUCAGGAGGUCCUUCAGUCUCAUUUAGAGCGGGAUGAAGAGCUGGAGCUGUCCAACGGACCAAAUGGCACCAACACGUCUGCAGAGGUUUCUGUCAGCUCUCAAUUUCCACCUCAAGGAUCAGACCAGCAUUUGGGGAGCGGUUUUGUUGACUCGAUGGUUGAGGUUCCCUGGGCUGCAACAGGACAAGGCCUUACUUUUAUAGGUUAUCAGGAUUCCUCUAACAGUGGAAAUGUUCAUACAGGUGCCGUCCCUCCUUGGCUCCAAGAUGAUCCUCUUGAGGGGACCUCUGGAGCACGCACAGAAAUUGGCCCAUCCUUCCAAGAGUUCCUAAAACAAAAGGAACAAGAGAAGCUGAGGAAGCUUCCGCCGAACAGAGUGGGGGCCAAUUUUGAUCAUAGCUCACAAACAGAUGCCAACUGGCUUCCGUCUUUUGGUAGAGUGUGGAACAGUGGCCGGCGUUGGCAGUCCAGGCACCAAUUUAGACAAGAGGAAGGGCAGAAGAACAGACAGAAGAGGAAGCGGGAGCACGACACAGAGAACGCAAAGAAAACGAAAUGAACUGAACAGCCAACAAAUUCUGACAAUUAAAAGUUUAGAUUGUGAAGACCUAAGAGUCAAAUUAUGUAUAUAGUUUGUAAGUGUUUAAAUAAAGCCCUUUUCCAUGUCUGAGCAGUGGUUGGAAUGCCAAAACUUAGUUAUAGUAAAAUGAAGAAAAUGUCUUCAAAUUCUUUGUAACACAAUCUUAAAUGUUUACAGUAAAGUAGUUAACAUGGUAUCAUUAACAGUAGGAAAUGGAUUUUAUGCAAGAAAGUCACAUUUUUAAUAGCAUUUUUCUAUUUAAAACCUCAAUUUUGCAUUAUCUUACACACUUGUACAUUACCACAUGGUAUUCCAACUAAAUUGAUCAAUACACUACAGCAUUCAGUCAUUUGGAUCAAUGACUUCAAGUCCAGUGCUGCUUUCUGACGUGGAAGUUACUGUGGUCUGAAAACAUGGUGGUGCUUUUAAGUGAACAGCAGGGGGCGCAAAGUCCACUUCUAACAAGCCACUGGCUGGCUGUAUAAGUCAGUUAAAAUAAUAUAAACUAUUUUGUUAAGUGGAAAUGACAAAAGUGAUACGUGAAAUGCAAUUUUUGCAUAACGUUAUAUAAAGCAAUUAAUUGCAUAUAUACAUAUGAAUGCUGUCAAGGAGUGAUGUUACACAGCUUUAAAUUGAUAGUAUAUUCUCUCAGAUUGAGGAUUUUGCUUAGGUUAGUCAUUUCAGUUGUAUGGAGACACUUUCUAAGCACAUUUGUCGUCUCCAGGAGCUUAUGUUCCUUUUGAAGGCAUCUCCUCAUUUUUUAUUUUUUACUAAGCAGAUUUUUUUGUUUUAAUCGCCAGCUGAUAAGAAAUUACUUCUUAACUAGUUCUGUGAUUUUACAAGAACUCUGUGAAAUAGACUGUGGCUGUUCUGCCAAGAGAAGUACAAUACUAAUAUAAAGAUUAAUGAAUGGCCCAGAACAAUAAAAGUAAUAGUCUAUUUUCCA
Messenger RNA from Melanotaenia boesemani (Boeseman's rainbowfish), 2152 nucleotides. RefSeq names its product centrosomal AT-AC splicing factor (gene cenatac). NCBI's taxonomy places the organism in Eukaryota, Metazoa, Chordata, Actinopteri, Atheriniformes, Melanotaeniidae. Bases 142 to 1185 code for a protein of 347 amino acids. The record is from RefSeq and is a predicted model, not a curated record. The transcript is spliced from 11 exons.